GAUGAUCUUUAAAUUAUAACCAUCGCAAUGAAACUGUUAUGCGCAAUUUAAUACUUUUGUAUUUAAUAUAUAUCGCAUCAUACUGUGGAAAUGGAUUAUCAUUGCGUUCUGUCGCUUUUCAUGGCAAGAAUGCAUAUGUGUCUAACGCCCCGCCGUGUUUUUGCAAUAAGGUCUUUGGUCCUAUCUUUGCAAAAUAUCCUGAUUACCUAGAAGACCCUCUAGAAUAUGCAAGUGCAGUAGAAUAUUCAACCGGGAAGUAUCCACCUUACCCUUAUUACGAUGCGCCUCGUAAUCUCUUCUUCAAUCGUGGCACAAAUGAUGUCGUAGAAGAAGAUGAUUUUGAAAUACGACGUGCAUUUCUAGUUAAUUCGUUGUUAAGGAGGCGUGGAGAUAGUGCCAUUCCUCUUGACUCAUCCCCAAUAUCGAGAGUCAAACGUUCAGUUUCUGGCAACUAUCAAGAUUAUUUAUAUAUACCUGGAAAUAAGCAUCUACGUGAUUUGAUGCGAACUGAUUUGGCAGAAUAUGAUCUACUAUGCAGAGGAAUUGCACCAUGGCCGAGUUACGAAGAAAUACAAUCCGAACAGAGAGCUGUUAAGACGUCCUUGUUUGUGGAGUUGGAAUCUAGCCACCAUCUGGAAAAUUUGAUUUUAGGAAAACGUAUGUUUAUUAAGGAUCUAAGGACACUGGGUGAUGCACGAAUGGAGCAGCGCAGAUGGUAUGAACGUAGUUUUGAAAAGGAAUGGCCAUUGACAUAUAAAGAGUAUGCAGCAUUGCCACUUGACAUUAGGGAAGCGUACUAUGCUAAUAGAUAUUGUGUGAGCACUGAGGAUGAACGUUUUCAUAUGAUAUUGAACUAUAAAAAAUCUUUGGUAAACACCGUACACCAGCAGCACCCUUUAGAAUUCUUGCACUUAGAGGAUAGUUAUACUUACACUCCUAGGAAAAGCCCAAUACAUAUGGAUCUAUCAAACUGGGAUGAUCCUCUGUACGCACCUUGGCGUAUGCGGACUGAAGAAUGUAUCAGGGACUGUAUUACUUACGAUUGGCCCCCAGAGCUGGUAAGGUUCCAUACAUCUUUUGACGUAUAUGAUAUCACAUGGUUGCCUGGCGCCAUUAAAAUAGUCGUUGAAAAUGUAAGAAAUGAAGGUCAUUUAAUCAGUGACAAGGAGCUUAAACUUAUGUUGCUAAAAAUAGAGCACCGACUUGAAGAACUUGAUGAGCAAGAGGAUAUACAGUCCAUAACUAACCAUGCCAUUAUGUUAGUGGCGCGGGAUGUAAGGGCAUUCCAAACACUUUCCUGUCGCAGGGAUUGGAAUUGUAACGUUGGAAAAAGAGUUAUGCUCACAUUAAGUGAUGAUAGUGCUUCAAAUAUUAGUGGCAUCAUGAAGGGGUCACAUAGCUCCACAGGUUUGACUAUUGAAGUAGAUGGUCAAGAACAAACCAUUGCACUCAACUUCAUACAAAACAUUAGACUAAUCUAAGUUAACAUUAACUG
Molecule: messenger RNA, 1495 nt
Organism: Babesia bovis T2Bo
Lineage: Eukaryota; Apicomplexa; Aconoidasida; Piroplasmida; Babesiidae
Exons: 4
Coding region: 39-1481 (480 amino acids)
Source: RefSeq, a predicted model, not a curated record